Episyrphus balteatus (marmalade hoverfly) is the source of this 1213-nucleotide messenger RNA. RefSeq names its product sarcoplasmic calcium-binding protein-like. The transcript has 4 exons. NCBI's taxonomy places the organism in Eukaryota, Metazoa, Arthropoda, Insecta, Diptera, Syrphidae. The coding region runs from base 209 to 1015 and encodes 268 amino acids. Gene Ontology annotation, molecular function: calcium ion binding. The record is from RefSeq and is a predicted model, not a curated record.
AAACCAUAAUUUGGGCUAUGUUCAAUGUGGAAUUAUCUGCGUGAGCGAUCGGUCAGACUUUUAAUAUAACCAGCAGUUAAAAUUUGAAUUGAAAAUAAAAAAAAAUAAAUAAGUCUUUACGCAUUAAAAUUUUAUUUAAUCAAUAGUGACUUUUUAAUUAGGGUAUAUAAUUUUGUUAAUACUUUCGUAAGAGAAAUAUUCGGGAGUAAUGGCUUUUAAAUUGAUAACUUCUGUCCUUCUAAGGACUUCACAAGAACUCCUCCCAAUAAGAAGAGUACCAGCAUCAGUUCGACUAUUAAACAUUUUUAUGAAAGUUGAAACCAUCAAGAUGGUUCCAAAUUUCCAAAUUAAAGCAGUCCGGCAAUAUUCAAAAACUCCAAUGCCAGCUUAUGCCUACGAUCUUGAAUCUGAUUCCGACUCAGACGGUGAAACAUCCCAUAGGCGAUAUAAAGACAAUAAAAAAAUGCCACAAAGGGGGGAAAGUGAAUUCUGGCGCAGAAAGAUGCGAACACUCCAUAACAUUCUAGAUGUAAAUCGAGAUGGUGUGAUAUCAUUUGAUGAUUACAGUUUACUAGCUAAAAGAUUUACUGAUGUGGGAAAUUUAUCACCUGAAAUGUCUGCUGAAUUUUUCGAUGUUAUGAAACAAACUUGGGAAGAACAAUGGGGUGAAAUUAAUCCCUAUAAUUUAGUCACCGCCGAACAAUUUUUAACUGAACUACAUCAUAAGCUCAACGAUAAAGAUUUAGUCAAAAAAAUUGGACGCUUUCUUCCGUAUCUCUUUAAGGCAGUUGAUAUUGAUCAUACUGGUCAUUUGAAUCUAGACCAAUACAAAUUAUUUUUCCGUUGCCUCGGACUGACUGAUGAGGAUGCGGCAGUAUCAUUCGCUGUGAUAGACAGAAACGGUGAUGGCCAGCUGUCAUUAAAUGAAUUCGUACAUCUUGGACGACAGUAUUUUUUAAGCGAAAACGAACGUAAAAUAUCGAGAAUGUUUUGGGGACCAUUGAUUAAACAUUGAUAUUUCCUUCUGGUCAAGAAAUGAUUUAAUUAUUUUCAUAGAAAUUGGCUAAAUAUAAGACUUUCAAUAGAAUACUAAUUAUUUAAGGUUAUUUUUGUAUUAGUUUAUAAAAAUAGAUUUAAGGCAUUAUUUUUAUACCUACUCAUAAUAAAACCGUUUAUAUUUUUAUAUUGAUGUAAGAAACAUUAUUCAAAUUUA